CAGUUGCAGGGUACCGACAGUAUUAUUGAGACAGCGGGUAUCUUGUAUGAUUGUGAUUUAUGUUUGAAAAAACAUUCUAAUUUCUUCCGUAGUCACGGACACCUUCUUUUGGAAGUGUCUCAAAUCGACACUCAGGGUUGGAGUUCAUGGAAACUUGCAACAGCUAUCAGGAUUGUAUGCUGCCCCUAUGUUACAACAACUGAAUAUGAAGAGAUGUUUACAAUGGAGGUACUGACAAAGUUGUUGGAUGAUUCUCCUGAAUACGAUGGCAAGAUCUUGAAGCGGACCUGCCUGAAAAUCUAUGGAGAAAUGAUCCGUGGCCACAAUAUGAAGGCUGAUGCACUAGAACAUAUGAAGUUAUUGGUCAGGGAAGCUAAAGAAGCUUAUGAAGCUGAACAAGCUAAAAAGGCAUAUGAAGCUGAACAAGCUACAAAGGCACAUGAAGCUGAUCAAGGGGAAAAGCCUGUGCAUCCACAUAAGUCGACUGAGAGAAGAGUACCAGAUACUGAAGCUGCCAUCCAAGAGAUCAAGGAAGAAGUUGUCAACGGGGUGCCUGGGAAUCCACAUAAGUCACCCGAGGGAGGAUUAUUGGGUACUGAAGCUCCCAUCCAGGAGGACAAGAACGUUGUCAAUGGUCCCCCUGGGAAUCCACAUAAGUUGCGCAAGGGAGGAGUACUGGAUACUGGAGCUGUCGUCCAGGAGAUCAAGAAAGAAGUGCUCAGUGGCCCCCCUUUGGAUCCACAUAAGUUGCCUGAGGGAAGAGGACUGGAUACUGAAGCUGUCAUCCAGGAGAUCAAGAAAGAAGUGAUCAAUGGGGCCCCUGGGGAUGCUCAUAAGUUGCCUGCGGGAGGAGUCCUGGGUACUGAAGCUUGCAUUCGAGGGUCAGUUGCACACCUCGGAGCCCACGCAAGUCUACCAAGGGCAGCUUAGUGGGUUCUGAAGCUGCCAUCGAUUGGCUCAAGAAAGAAGUCUGAAGUCGUUUUCGCAGGACAUACACCUUGAGUGCAAGUUUCCUGUUAUUGUCAUUACUGUUAAGAUAUCGAUAUAUUUAGCUGUGAUGUGUGCCAGACCCGUUACCAUUUAGUGUAGAGUUUAUCCUGUGGUGUUAUCUGGCUCCUUAUCUUUUCUAUGUCCAUUGUAAAUCGCAGAUGAUUUAUUUAUGUGCCAUGUUUGGAGUCGCUUUAGAGCA
Messenger RNA from Panicum virgatum (switchgrass), 1189 nucleotides. RefSeq lists its product as uncharacterized. The record is from RefSeq and is a predicted model, not a curated record. The coding region runs from base 214 to 930 and encodes 238 amino acids. NCBI's taxonomy places the organism in Eukaryota, Viridiplantae, Streptophyta, Magnoliopsida, Poales, Poaceae. The transcript is spliced from 2 exons.